AUGUACAUUAGCUGUUGCUGUUAUUUUUCUUCAGGUGUGUUUGGUGAUGUUUCAGAUGAAGUGUCAGUGUCAGUGAUGGAGGGAGAUUCAGUCACACUGAUUUAUGUUGAAACAAAUAAACAAGAAGAUAUUAAAUGGUAUUUCAAUGACACUCAAAUUGCUGAAAUCGCUGGAAAUCACAGUAAGAUCUAUACAGAUAAUCAGGAUAAAGAGAGAUUUGGAAAUAGACUGCAGGUGAAUCAGACUGGAUCUCUGACCAUCACAAACAUCACAAACACAGACUCUGGAGAAUAUAAACUACAGAUCAACAGCAGCAGUGAAAACAUCUUCAAUGUUACUGUCAAUGAUGUUCCUGCUGCUGAACUACAUGAAAUAAAGAGAAAAUCAGUGAAAGAGGGAGAAUCUGUCACUUUAGAUCCUGAAAUAGUAAAAAAUCCAAAUGAUACAAUGAAAUGGUAUUUUAAUGAGAUUCUCAUCGCUGAAAUUACUGGAGAUCAGAGUAAGAUCUGUUCAGAUGUUCAGUGUAAACAGAGAUUCAGAGACAGACUGAAGCUGGAUCAUCAGACUGGAUCUCUGACCAUCACAAACACCAGAGCCACAGACACUGGAGAAUAUAAACUACUGAUUAUCAGCAGCAGAUUCAGCAUCGUUAGAAAUUUCGGGAUCACUGCUACUAUCGAUGUCUCAGGUUUGUCUGCAGGUGCUAUCGCAGGAAUUGUGAUUGCUUGUGUUGUGCUAAAUGCUAUGUGUGGUGGUUUCAAUUUGGUGCUCUUCCACUAACAUAAAUG
Carassius carassius (crucian carp) is the source of this 788-nucleotide messenger RNA. Its product is annotated as carcinoembryonic antigen-related cell adhesion molecule 1-like. Bases 1 to 780 code for a protein of 259 amino acids. The record is from RefSeq and is a predicted model, not a curated record. Lineage: Eukaryota; Metazoa; Chordata; Actinopteri; Cypriniformes; Cyprinidae. The transcript is spliced from 3 exons.